Myzus persicae (green peach aphid) is the source of this 1325-nucleotide messenger RNA. RefSeq names its product cytadherence high molecular weight protein 3-like. Bases 55 to 1320 code for a protein of 421 amino acids. The record is from RefSeq and is a predicted model, not a curated record. NCBI's taxonomy places the organism in Eukaryota, Metazoa, Arthropoda, Insecta, Hemiptera, Aphididae. The transcript has a single exon.
GAUGCAACGGAUGAACGAUCAUCAGUCGAUCGGUUGAAUGUAAUCCGAACGAAGAUGAACGGAAUCAUAUUUUUGGUGUGUGGAUUAUGCGCCUUAGUUGCUGGCCAAAAUAUAAACGAAAAAAAUGAUGUUGGUAAGAGGAGUGCUUAUGAUACCGACAAUAGCCAAGGAGUACAACUUAACCAAGGAAUAACUGAUCAAGGAACACUUGAUCAAGGAAAACCUGACCAAGGAGGAUACGACCAAAAUUCUUACGGACAAGGUGUCCCACUUGGACAAGGAACACUGCAACACGGCCAAGGAACACUCGGACAAGCAGUAGCAAUAGAUCAAGGGACGCACGACCAAAGCGCAUAUGGACAAUCACUACAACUUACCUCAGGAACAUACGACCAAAGUUCAAAUGGACAAGCGGAACAGUUGAACCAAGUAACCCACGACCAAGGAUCAUACGAACAAGCAGUUCCAGUAGAUCAAGGGACGCACGACCAAAGUGCAUAUGGACAAACAGCACAGAUAAACCAAGGGACUUACGACCAAGCUAUAAACAUUCAAGGAUCGUACGGUUUGCAAAACAAUCAAGUCCAAGGGGCGCACAGUGAGAAUCCAUCGGAUGAAAAAGUCCAAUACCAGGCGGUCGAAAAAGAAGUGGUCCAACCGUACCCGGUCGAAGUGGAGAAACACUUACCAUACCCGGUAAAGGUCGAGGUGCCCGUCGACCGCCCUUACCCGGUUCACGUGCCCAAACCUUAUCCAGUGCACGUAGACAAGCCCGUCCCGUACGAGGUCAAAGUGGAAGUGCCUCAACCUUACACCGUCUUCAAGCAAGUUCCGUAUGAAGUCAAGGUACCCGUCGACAAACCUUACACCGUGCACGUGCCCAAACCUUACACUGUUUUGGUCGAAAAGCGAGUACCUUACGAAGUCGUCAGGCACGUCCCUUACCCUAUCGGUGUGUUCGUCGACAGACCGUACACCGUGUUCACGCCCUACGAGAAGCACGUACCGUAUAUUGUGGAGAGGCCGAUUCCAUACCCGAUCACCGUGCCAGUCGACCGGCCAUACCAGGUGAUAGUCGAGAAACACGUACCAUACACAGUGCAGAAGCCCGUUCCGUAUGUCUUGCACAAGCCCGUCCCGUACCAGGUAAAGGUCCCGCUGAAAAUUGAAGUCCCAGUACCGUACCAAACGGCUGGUACACAGACGGAAAGACCUUUUUCGUACGAUUCGUGGACGUCGCCCCGCAAUGAAUUCUCUGGCAACAAACCUGGACACUAUUUCGAAAAAAAUUCAAACCAUGGUUAUGACCAUAAAUUUUAAAUACG